CAAUAGACUUAAAGAAGGACAGCCAGGGUAGAGGUAACCUCUGGAAACUUCACCUUAUCAAGGCCCCAACAACCAUAGGUUUUAUGGUUAGAACAUCUCUAAGAAGCACAUGGAAAAACUCUUGGAUCCUCAUCCCAAGGAAGCAGAGUACCCUGAUCCACAGCCUGAGUCACAUCAAGAUGAAACUGUUAGUGUCCUUUCUGAGCUCAAGGUUCCCUUUGUCUCUUGAAUGAAGCCCAGGAUAGUUCGGUAGCUACCUGGUGGCAGUGUGCUAAGGUGUAGACAGGGCAUUGCCUGCAGAGCAGGUCCUGCCAACCUCCCUGGAGAGGAUGCCCCCGUGUCCGUGAUGGGCUGUGGGACAAGCAAGGUCCUUCCUGAGCCGCCAAAGGAUGUCCAGCUGGAUCUCGUCAAGAAGGUGGAGCCCUCCAGUGGCACUGAGAAGGAUGUGCACAAGCACUUCAUCACAGAGGUGAACAGUGAUCUUAAAGCUGGGUUCCCAGCAGCCAGUCAGUGUGCAAACCCCUGCCCCAGUGCCCCCAUUACCAGCCACACAGAACCUCCUUCAGAACCACCACGCAGGGCCAGGGUGGCUAAGUACAGGGCUAAGUUUGACCCACGUGUGACAGCCAAGUAUGACAUCAAAGCUCUGAUUGGCCGAGGCAGCUUCAGCCGAGUGGUACGUGUGGAGCACCGGGCAACCCGGCAGCCAUAUGCCAUCAAGAUGAUUGAGACCAAGUACCGGGAAGGGCGAGAGGUAUGUGAGUCAGAGCUGCGUGUGCUGCGCCGGGUGCGUCAUGCCAACAUCAUCCAGCUGGUGGAGGUGUUUGAGACGCAGGAGCGUGUGUACAUGGUGAUGGAGCUGGCCACCGGUGGAGAGCUCUUUGACCGGAUCAUCGCCAAGGGUUCUUUCACUGAACGUGAUGCCACAAGAGUGCUGCAGAUGGUGCUGGAUGGUGUCCGAUAUCUGCAUGCACUGGGCAUUACACACCGAGACCUCAAGCCUGAAAACCUGCUCUACUACCACCCAGGCACUGACUCCAAGAUCAUCAUCACUGACUUUGGCCUGGCCAGUGCCCGCAAGAAGGGUGACGACUGCCUGAUGAAGACCACCUGCGGCACACCCGAGUACAUUGCUCCUGAGGUCCUGGUCCGCAAGCCCUACACCAAUUCAGUUGACAUGUGGGCACUGGGUGUCAUUGCCUACAUCCUGCUCAGUGGCACCAUGCCCUUUGAGGAUGACAACCGUACCAGACUGUACCGGCAAAUCCUCAGGGGCAAGUACAGUUACUCUGGGGAGCCCUGGCCCAGUGUGUCCAACCUGGCCAAGGACUUCAUUGACCGCCUGCUGACGGUGGACCCCGGCGCCCGUAUGACUGCACUGCAGGCCCUGAGGCACCCAUGGGUGGUGAGCAUGGCAGCCUCUUCAUCCAUGAAGAAUCUGCACCGCUCCAUCUCCCAGAACCUCCUCAAACGUGCUUCCUCACGCUGUCAGAGCACCAAAUCGGCCCAGUCCACGCGUUCCAGCCGCUCCACACGCUCCAACAAGUCGCGCCGUGUACGGGAGAGGGAACUGCGGGAGCUCAACCUGCGCUACCAGCAGCAGUACAAUGGCUGAGCCACCUGGCUGCAGUGCAGACGUGCCACGGUCCCAGCUUGGCCAUGCACUGCCGUGCCCUUUGGGCCCGACACCCUCUCUAGAGAUAGGCCUGUAUGGCCAGAGGCAGGUGACUGGCUCCAGCCCCUUCCCUGUGCCUUCAGCAGCCCCUAUCCUCAUCCUGGGCCUGAGUCUGGUGUGACAGAGUGAAGGGAGCCCAGGGGGCUGUGAGCCCUGUGAACUGGAAGCCUGGCCUGGCACCAGUGCUCCUGGGCAACUGCUCUGCUACAAGUUGGGGAAGGGGCAGGACCUGGCCUUCAGGCUCCCUCACCCCUUGACUCUUCCCCGAGACCAAGGGGGUAUGUCGUGCCAGGCGGAGGGCGUCCUAUGGUCCCAGGACUCUUUGGGACAGUUACUUCUGAAAGCCUCUUCACUGAAUCUUCUCUGGCCUCCCCACAUUCUGUUGCAUCCUGAUCUGUGCCCCAGUGAGAGGCCUAGGAAGCACAAAGCUUGUGCCUUGGCUGGACUCUCAGCCCCUGGCUAAGUCUACAGUCUCCCGCCUCUCACCCAAGGUCUUUGUCCCUUCAUGGUGCCCCCAGGGACCCCUCCUAGCCCCAGGACUGGCUAGAACCUCUAGUGGUAGGGCCAUGGCAUGGUCCUUGGCCCUUCUGGACUAUGUUGGCCAUGUUAGUAGCAGGCUUGCUCCAGGCUCCAACCUCUCUCUCUGCAAUGAGAGACCUCCUGCCCACCAGGCCGCUGUUUUGAGUGCCUUCUUUACAGAGCCCACUAUCACCUCUCUCUCCCCCUUGGAUGCCCAUUCUAUUCCCUAGGUGCCUCCUUCCCAACCGUGGGGGUUAAAGGGAACCCCACUGCUGCUACCUGGGGAAUGGGGGCACCAGGGUCAAGGCAGAGGCCAGGGGCUUUCCAGGGAGACCCCCAUCAAGAUUCCAGUGUCAGCCCUGUCCGGUUCCACCCUUGGUACUGCCGGUUGCCCCUUCCCUUCAGGCGCUGCUGUUCCCUCCUCGCAGUGGCAUGAAGGCGCCAUCUAGUGUCUGACAUGAGUUAUGGGCAGCCUAGGACUGACCACUGUGCUCCUCCCUCAUCCUCUAGAGAAAGUAGGAAGGAAGGACCUCCUGUAUUUAGGAAAGGUCCCCAGGCUGCUCAGCCCUCCCCUUCUGCUGAGCUGCUGUGCAGCUCCAGUUGGAACUUAGCCAUACUGUGUGACCUGCCUCUGAACCCUGAGUGCCUAGGGGCCCUGGCCUUCCCACAGCUGGCCUUGCCUGGUCCAGCCUGUCCCUGCUUCCUUUCACAGCAUUACCCUUCCAGCUUGGGCUCUGCCGAAUCUCAGGCUGGAGGGACCCCCUGCAGGAGGUGGGUGGAAUUGGGUGGCUGCUUUCCCAGAGGCCUGAGCCAGACCAUCCCCAUGUCAGUCAUGGCACCUCCCCCAUCUCCCUCCACCAGGCUGGAACCCAAGUCCCCUUCCUCCACAGCUGCUUUUAGUGAAUGGGAAGGAUCUGGGGCCCAGCCUGGAGGGAUUGGCCCUCACUGUUUCUCUCAGUGGGUAGCCUUGCUCCAGGCCCCCUUCUUUCUGCAAGUGCCACCUCCAGUGAGAAACAAAGCCAAAGAGACCGCUCUGGGCCAAGUUGACUGUGCCUUAUACAUCUCCCAUCCCAAGUGCUCCUGGCACAAGGCAGCGGAGAGCCAAAUCCUCAGAAUUCCCCCCAUUUCCCCAAGUGUCUCGGGGGCCUGAAGCCCUGGGCAUUCAUUUCCUCUCUUGUCCAAAAUAGGCGUGGUCCUAAGGGUAGGACAGAGGACAUUUGGAGACAUGGGCCUUUGAUAGGCCCACCUGGGCCUUUAUACCAUGGACCGUGGCUGGAGAAUGUGCAGGUAUUUAUUUUGUGUACUCUGUUUGUAAAUGUAUCCUCUGUACUCAAUAAACAGGCUGCCAUCCCCAGGGAAGGCUGCUCAUCCAUUCUGACA
This is a messenger RNA of Canis lupus familiaris (dog), 3574 nucleotides long. It is a transcript of the gene PSKH1, whose product is annotated as protein serine kinase H1. Gene Ontology annotation, biological process: protein phosphorylation. The transcript is spliced from 3 exons. The record is from RefSeq and is a predicted model, not a curated record. Gene Ontology annotation, molecular function: ATP binding; protein kinase activity. Lineage: Eukaryota; Metazoa; Chordata; Mammalia; Carnivora; Canidae. Bases 347 to 1615 code for a protein of 422 amino acids.